AUAAUUUGGCAUCCUCUUGAACGGCCAUGUUCUCUCCAUGGCCACUCUGUUCCCACCAUCUUCGCCUGCUCUUCCGGCUUUCCGAAGUCUAAUAGUGGAGGGCAACUAUCAUGCAUCCGCACCAAUACACCUUUGUCUAUCGCACCUCGCGCAGUCGGGGUCAAAACGAGCUAUUCUGUUGUUGCCCUCUCGAACGAAGUUCACUGCUGCUCUGAAGAAGCUCAACGACGAUUGGCUGAACCAGCACGGUGGAGAAGGUAAAUGCAGUCGCCUAGCUAGGCACAUUGAUAUAUUAUAUCCUCCUACACCUGCGCACCUUGCAUUCUUGCUCUCUAUGUUCCACCAGGCGCAGGAUUCGGACAAGGUGGAAUUUACUCGGAAGACUACCUUUGCUGCCGUUCCGUCUCUGCUGGUGCUAUGCGAACUUUCUUCAUACCUGGCUGGCAAUCCUGAUGCUACCAUCUCCUCAUAUCUCUCUAUGGUGUCACAAGCUCUGUCUUGCGCGUCGUCGUUGUUGGCUACCUCCGGCUCUACUGUUUCUCUUGCUGUCUUCGACUCUGGAUUAACCGAUCUGAAACUGCCCAUACUUCGGCCUGUUUUCAUGCAGGCACUUGAAAAGGAACGCCAUUCAACUGAACAACCAGAACAAAAAGAAGAUCCAAUACCGAAUGCUGUUCCUGUAGCUUUCCUUGCCCACAGAUUUUUUGACUGGAUUGGCGAGUUCACAAGAGAUCAAGAAUCUCAUCGCCCGAGCAACUUUCAUACGUUCAAACUACGGCGGCAGCCCUCUUCGAAUGAGGAUGAAAUCAUCUGGAGAUGGAGAGAACGACAGAACACUACGAGUAGUGGACAACAAAGCAUCACCUUCAUGUGGAUCUGAGAAUGCGAGUCUGAGUUAGGCUCUGGGUCGGUUCAAUAUCAUGGUAGAACUUUUUCGUGCGGUCUUCCUGAGAUAGUUUUGUUCUUGUACCCUUCGCACCACGUCCUUUCACUGCAGCUAUUUAUUUUAUUGACCAGAGUCAGACGU
Somion occarium is the source of this 1027-nucleotide messenger RNA. The record is from the annotation of a GenBank genome assembly. Lineage: Eukaryota; Fungi; Basidiomycota; Agaricomycetes; Polyporales; Cerrenaceae.